Messenger RNA from Myotis lucifugus (little brown bat), 2795 nucleotides. It is a transcript of the gene TREX2, whose product is annotated as three prime repair exonuclease 2. NCBI's taxonomy places the organism in Eukaryota, Metazoa, Chordata, Mammalia, Chiroptera, Vespertilionidae. The record is from RefSeq and is a predicted model, not a curated record. Bases 1796 to 2506 code for a protein of 236 amino acids. Gene Ontology annotation, cellular component: cytoplasm. Gene Ontology annotation, molecular function: nucleic acid binding; 3'-5'-DNA exonuclease activity. The transcript is spliced from 2 exons. Gene Ontology annotation, biological process: DNA catabolic process.
GGGGGCCUGGGCCCUGCCCCACUCCUUCCUCGCCUGCAUGGGCACGAGUAGCUCCUGUUGCUUCACUGUAUCCCCUGCCACACUUGGCGAUGCCAAGUGCUGGAAGUCUCCACGUUGCCAUGACAUCUGACCGGCUAUGACCAUAGCCUGCCCCCUGCCCAGCUGCAGCCUCUCCUGUGAUCAGUCUCAGGGUCCUCUGUGAGGGCUUCUCGCAGUCCCUCACCCCCAUCCCUUGCACCCAGUACAUCGGGGAUCCAGCGGACCCGGCCCAUGUUCCCUCUUCCCUCCUCCCCAGGGCGCCUGGUACCAGCCAGGGGAAUUCUUGCUGGUGACCUGACUGGUUGUCCAGGAAGCUGUUCUCUGGGCUUUUCAGGAUGACCCAGUAUCUUCCUGAGCAGUGUGCCUGUCACAGCCACCUCCCUCCCUUCUAGCACAAGAACAGGCACAACUGGUGGGGCCCUGUCUCCGUCAGGCCUAAGGGGGGGGGCCUCCCUCUAAACACUCGCCACCAGCCUCACUGGCACCUCCUCUGUCCCGUUCCCUGCAGCUGCACCUUUGCUUCCCCAAGUCUCCUGUGGGUGCUGCAAAGCGGAGGCUCCCGGGAGCUGGGUGCCAGGCCGCCUCUUGCUCAAGCUGCCUCCUCCCCGAACCUGGUUGCCUGCCUGGGGCAUCCCCUACACGGUUAUAGUAGGAGGUGGGAGGACAAGCAGGCUCAAGGUCACUGCCUAGGUGAGCCAACAACUUUACAGGCCAACUGCUGGCACAUCUUGCUCGAGAACGAGGUUCUCAGAUGAUGCCACCUGCUUCCUGGACCAGGGAUGGCCUUGCCACCUCCGCCGCCUCCUAUCUUAACUGUGUCCUUCACCCUUGGCCAAACCUAGUGGGCUAGGAAGGCCCUGGAGCCCAGGGGCUGAGGGGCUGGGCUUCACCCCUGCUCCCGUGGUCCUGAGGUUGUUGGUGCUGUUGGGACAGCCUGCUACUCCGCCCCUCACAUUGCUCCUUCAGAGGGGAAGGGUUGGCUCACCUGAAACACAUGGCUCAAAGGGCCAGGCCUUGUGCCUCACCAUAACCCGGAAGCCCCUGCUACAGGCGCCUUAGAUAUUGUGAGUCAUUGUACCCAUGAGGCAGAUACCAUUUCCUCUUCCUGGCCCCAAGGUGGUUGAGCUGCCCCCAGUCACGGGGGUGCUACUAAGGCCCCAUCCUUAGAGUGCACCCUUCCCCUUCAUGGCCGAAUAAGGUGUGUGCGGGUGCUUCUUUCCAACUCCAAGGUCACUGUCCUCACAAGAGGCAGCCUGGUCCUCUAUGACAAGGGGACUGUGCCCUGGAUAGGGGGCCUCGUGCCUCUGUGAGAGGGGCCUCAGCGUGGGGCUGGGCAUCAAACCCAGGUAGGCCAGGCCCAGCUCCUGCGGCCUGGCCGGCUCAGACUUGCAGACACGGCUGGGCGGGAGGCUCGCGCUUCCUCCUUGUGCCUGUGACGACACGUCCUCAGCCCAUGGCGCAUGGGCUGGUCGAGAUUCUGCUUUGGGAGCCUGCUUCCCGAUCUGUAAACACGGGCGGGCGUGUAUCCGGUGGCUGUGAGCGAGUAAGAGGAUGGCGAGCCGGCCACACAGGUCCUACGGCCUCAGGCCUCCUUGUUGCCCAACAGGCGGCUGAGGGCGGGCCAUGGCUGCUGAUUAAAGGGCACUGAUUAAAGGCCGCCUGGAGCAGCCUGUGUGCAGGAGACAGGUGCCCAGCAGCCCAGGAAGCCAGCCACAGCGUCCGCCCCAGGUGUCACUGUCCCUGUGCGAACGUCACCAUGUCAGAGGUUCCCCGGGCUGAGACCUUUGUCUUCCUGGACCUGGAAGCCACUGGGCUCCCCAAUGUGGACCCCGAGAUUGCUGAGAUAUCCCUGUUCGCCGUCCACCGCUCCUCUCUGGAGAACGCAGAGCGCGAUGAGGCUGGCACCCCCAUGCUGCCCCGCGUCCUUGACAAGCUCACGCUGUGCAUGUGCCCGGAGCGCCCCUUCACCUCCAAGGCCAGCGAGAUCACGGGCCUGAGCAGCGAGGGCCUGGCUCAGUGCCGGAAGGCUGGCUUCGACGAGGCCGUGGUGCGGACACUACAGGCCUUCCUCAGCCGCCAGGAGGGCCCCAUCUGCCUCGUGGCUCACAACGGCUUUGAUUACGACUUCCCCUUGCUGUGCACGGAGCUGCAGCGCCUAGGUGCCCACCUGCCGCAGGAUACCACCUGCCUGGAUACACUGCCAGCACUGCGGGGCCUGGACCGUGCCCACAGCCAUGGCACCCGGGCCCAGGGCUGCAAGGGCUACAGCCUGGGCAGCCUCUUUCGCCGCUACUUCCAGGCAGAGCCGAGCGCGGCCCACUCGGCCGAGGGAGAUGUGCAUACGCUGCUCAUGGUCUUUUUGCACCGCGCGGCCGAGCUGCUCACCUGGGCCGACGAGCAGGCCCGCAGCUGGGCUCACAUCCAGCCCAUGUACACGCCGCCCGAUAGCCCGAGCCUGGAGGACUGAGUGCCAGGGGCCCCUUCACAUCACCACCCAGGGGGGCAAGGUCCGCUUCCUGCACCACAAGCAGCACCAGCAUUGACCAUCCAGCCCCACUGAGGUCUGGAGCAGGCACUGGACCACUACCUCUCUCCCUGGCCCCAUCCUCAGCUGGGCAUCUUCUUAGCUGGGCACUUGCCAGGCCUUCCCUGGGCGCUGGCCCACCCAGCCCCCAGCCUCACCCCCAGCCCACUGGAGUUUGCCACUUCGGGCUCCCACCCUUCACCCUGCCUUACAAUAAACAUUGCCAACUGUU